GUUCCUUUUGUGUCACAGCUUUGUUUUCAGACUUCUAAGAUACAUAUCAAUAUUGUCAUUAUUCCUUGUAUUUUUUCUAAAUACCUUCUACACAUGCACAAUGCUAGCGUUUGGUCCGUCAUUCUUCACCCUGGGCGUCGCUUUGUUUUUGCUCACGGACGCGCAAACGCUUCCCAGCGUUUCACCUGAACCAGGGCGGCAAACCACCACCACGGAUGGAACGGCGCGGGAAAACAGUUCCAUCACUGAAAUGUCCACCACUGCAAAGUACAACAGCAGCAACACGAGCAGUACUAGCAUGGGCUAUGCUAACACCACCACAACCAUCAUUACCUGGACUCAACUAACUAGUGAUGGCCCUGAUACCACGAGGACUACAGUCACCACCACAAAAAUGAAAGACCAGAAAGACAAACGUACCACAGCAAAGCCUUUUAUGAAGAAAACUUAUGACAGCACUGGCAUCAUUGUUCUGGUUUUGAUCAUCAUCAUCGCCAUCGGAUUCUCCCUGGCUUGCUGCUUUGUGAGGAGACGACAAAGGCGUUAUUCUGUGGACUUCCACUCAAGGCCCGAUGAAGCUAACGUCCCCCUCAGUACUGUGGAGCCUGAAGCACCUGUUGAUAGUGCGUCACAUAACGGUUUGCAAACCUUCCAAAGCGACAGGAAAGGUGCCAAAGACGUAGGGGAAGAACAAGAGGAGCCGGAUGGGCACAAAACUGAAGCAGUGGACAGUCAGCAGCAGCAGGCCGACUCUGCAUCUACGACUCCACCUGCAGACGACUCGGAGAACAAACCCGCAGACGACUCGGAGAACAAACCCAAAGACGACGUUGACGCCGAGAAAGGUCUUCGGACACCUGAGGAGCCGGCAGAAGACCACGUCACCGACCGAAGCUUAGACGGAACUCCAAAGGCGACCAAUGAGAACAACAGCAACAAUACUCGUGAGAACCCCAGGAAAACAAAUUCCCAGUUGUCCAGCUUCUUUUGGGAGGUUUCCCUCGACAGCCAGCUGUGAGACGUGAUCUUCAGAAACACGACUGAACGACUGCAAAGAUCAAAGAGGUUUAUUUGUCCUAAUACCAAAUCUACACAAAAUAAUGUUACUAAAAUGUCUGGGAAAGUCUUUACAUUAACUUCAGCCUUUUACUGCUGUAUAAAAAAGCUAGUUUGCGCUUUAUAGCUGUGUAUUUGCUCUGCAUGUCACCUCCUCAUGAAAGGCUUGUAAGUCCAA
Nerophis lumbriciformis (worm pipefish) is the source of this 1234-nucleotide messenger RNA. NCBI's taxonomy places the organism in Eukaryota, Metazoa, Chordata, Actinopteri, Syngnathiformes, Syngnathidae. The record is from RefSeq and is a predicted model, not a curated record.